GAAAGAUUCAACAAGAAGGUGGAAAGACUUCUACGGUGAAAAGUAGGGAGAAGCGUGUGACGUUUGAAGAUGACGUGGAGGUUGAGGUGACGACCGAUUCGUCUGAUGAAACUGAAGAAUCGGAGUCGGCCACUAUGCGUGCUGCUUCCAGGUCUAGAUCUAGAUCAAAUCUUCGCGUUCAAGAAGGUGAGCAGCGUUUAUUGAUUGAAGGACGCCGUGGUCUUCAACAUAAAGCACCAGAAACUGGUAGUGGCAUAAUGAAUGGGAAGAUUGAUGAAGAACAAGAAGAUGUUGUCGACUACAGCAUCAUGGACGAGAACAAUAUCGACCCCAUGGAGAACAAUACCACGAACAAUACGAACAAGAAUACAACGAAUUAUAUCAAGAUUAACGGCCAAGAAAACCAUAUUAACCAUUGGUCUGACAUCACUUCUCUUGUUAUCGUCUUCUUACCCAACUUCCACGUGAAUGGCAUCCCGUUUCCCUCGCUGCAAUCUUCGGUGGAACGCUAUCUGACUGUGCGUCGUGUCUUUGGGCCAUUGACGAAUCAGUACAUCGCGAUUACGCUGUUCUUAGAGGGUCGUCCUUCGGAGGGUGAAUCUGAGACGAUGACGACGCACCAAACCUACGGCAACAAGGAAGGAAAUUCUUUGCAGAAGGAGUUGGUCUCCAAGCUAGAUCGUACUCGCUUUUUGAUCCGUGCAGUAGCCUUGGCGGCGGCCAAUGAAGCUGAAGAAGAGGCCGAUGAAGAAGAGGCCAAUGAAGAAGCGGACAAUUAUAAUGGACAAGACGAAGAGGAGCAACAACAACAACAACACGAGCAGGCACCUCAACCUCAGCAACCUCAUCUUCAAGUUGAUGAAAAUCCUGCCAAUCUUCAAGAACAACGAGACGAGGAGGAAGAAGAGCCUAUUCAUUCGCUCACUAAUCUGCGUGCAUUGCUGUGCGACACAGACAUCUGGGAAGUUACCCUGGCAAGAGAAUUGGAGGAUAGAUUGGAAAAAUGUUCCUCUUCUACUUCUAUGGAAAGAUCUUCUUUGGAUGGAAGCAGCACGAUUUCUACUUCUACAACGUCGAGUGAUGAACAUGAUUGUAGUUGCGAACAUCAUCUUCGUGGACCGGCACGUCGUAGAACACGCAGCAGAACACCGAUUCUUGGACGACGAGUACCGCGAACAUCAUCUUCGUGGAUUCUGGGACAUCAUCCUCGUAGAGCAUGCGGAGCAAGGUCGAAGUCAGCUGCCUGAUCAUAGCCUGAUGAGCCGUGCGUCAAGAACGGUGUGCUAAUGAUGUAUGAAAGAAGAGAAAAUGCGGUUGUUGAGGUUGUGAAGCUGGAGUUGACCUCUUAUCGUGUACUUGUUUUUUGGCAUGACUCUGGCUUCAUGUGAAAAGUAGUAAAGGAUCAUAGAACUAGAAGAGGAACCACGUAUACAACUUGUGGCUGACACACGACAACCAAACUACAUUUGACGUCCUCGCGGAGAUUGGAGAGAUGUUGAAAAGUGACGGCCUACUUACAAAAUCAAAAUGAACUAGAUGAGUAUGAAAUCAAGAGGCAUUCUUACUACUGUUGAGAGCAAGGAAUUGACCGGCGAUGAGCAUGAUUUUAUCCUACUACUCGUCCUAACAGCUUAUUGUAUUCGUAAAAAUCGUAAAACUGAAAGAGCAAAAACAAGAAUUUGAUGAUUAACUGCUCUCUAAUAUCGUAUGUAUUUGUACUUCUAUGUUCUUUGAUGUUUUGAGUUGCAGUUUUCAACGUCACCUCAAGUAGUGCAUACUGCUAUUUGUACUACCUUCUCAAAACUUAAAUGAUCGUCCUGUAAUUCCAUAUCCAAAUCCAUAUCCGUAGUUUCUUCAUCAUAGCAUUGUAAAAGUGGAUAAACAUGUGCACAGAACCAACUCCACCAUAUUCUAGAUCUCGUAGAACACUGAGGAUCAUGAACCGAAUAUUAGGUUUAUAAAUGCCCACUGUUCCCUUUCGAGAGGACCGACCCCAACAACCGCGCAAGAAGAACGUUGAUUUUUUUCCCGGCAACAAGAACCUUAUUGAAGAUCGAAGCUAACGACCUGUUCCUCAUUAUUGAAAAUCGCAACGACCUCUCAUUCGAGAGGUUAGCACUUCCCUCACAAAAAUGAUAUUGCUGUG
Messenger RNA from Amoebophrya sp. A25, 2146 nucleotides. Lineage: Eukaryota; Dinophyceae; Syndiniales; Amoebophryaceae. The record is from the annotation of a GenBank genome assembly.